Cydia splendana is the source of this 1002-nucleotide messenger RNA. It is a transcript of the gene Rbmx2, whose product is annotated as RNA-binding motif protein, X-linked 2-like. Lineage: Eukaryota; Metazoa; Arthropoda; Insecta; Lepidoptera; Tortricidae. The record is from RefSeq and is a predicted model, not a curated record. Gene Ontology annotation, cellular component: precatalytic spliceosome; U2 snRNP; catalytic step 2 spliceosome. Gene Ontology annotation, molecular function: RNA binding. Gene Ontology annotation, biological process: mRNA splicing, via spliceosome. The transcript is spliced from 5 exons. Bases 139 to 672 code for a protein of 177 amino acids.
UGAGACGAGCGAGAGUUGAGGCUGUUUUAUUUUCAUAAUCUAAUUCUAAACUGUAAUACAAAUUAAUUUUACUAUUUGUCAGUACGAUGCUAAGUAUUGUAAUUUAUUAAUAUAAAGUGUUCGAAAACACAGAUCAAGAUGAAUCCUAUGACCAAUGUAAAGAACGUGCUAAAACUAAGCAAGCAAGAACUAGCCGGCAACUCCAAAUCUUCAUGGCACGAUCAGUACAAGGACAGUGCGUGGCUAUUUGUCGGCGGUCUGCCGUACGAUUUGACCGAGGGAGAUAUCAUUUGUGUAUUUUCACAAUAUGGAGAAGUGGUUAAUAUAAACCUGGUAAGAGACAAAGCCACAGGUAAAUCGAGGGGUUUCGCAUUUAUAUGCUACGAAGACCAACGCUCAACUAUCCUUGCUGUAGACAAUUUGAAUGGAAUCAAGAUCUUGGGUCGCACUGUGAGAGUAGAUCACUGUGAGUCAUACCGAGCACCAAAUGCUGACAUGAGUAAGGUUGAUGAGGUGACAGCAGCCCUGCGACAUGAGGGGUGCGCUCCUGUUGUACCAAAAGCUGAACCAGUCACAAUAAAACAAGAACCAGUCAAGGAAAAAAAGGAAAAAGUCAAAAAGAGCAAAAAGAAGAAAAAGAAAAGAAGUAGAAGUUCUGAUUCCAGUGACUAGAUUAAUAUAAUCUUCUAAAACGAAUUUAAAGAAUUUCACUUUCAUUCACACAACACAAAACAUCUAAAAUACUCCGAGAAAAUACUAUAACAAGAGAUCAAUGUUAAUAAAAGAUUACAUAAGUUUAACAAUGAAUUUAACAACAUUAUUUCCUUACAUUAUUCACCUUAUUUCUUAAGAAUAUAUUCUCUGAUUAAAUAUUGGAAAGACAGAUGUCUCAUAAGGCAUUCUUUUUAUGUUAAGUUUCUCACCCUAAGUUUUGUUAAAUACUAAUUUGAUGCCAUACAGAACUUUUUGUUGACUGUAAGCAAUUAUACCAUCAGAGUUGCA